UGUUGGCAGUUUUUUGUGGUUGAGUAAGUAAAGUAAACACAUGUCGAGGAUUCAUCAGUUCUCUCAGAGACGGAGAGACGGAGAGACGGACAGACUCGGCUGGAUCUGGCAGGUUCUGACAGUUCUGACAGUUCUGACGGUUCUGCUCGCUGGACAUUUCUGGAUCAUGUUGGAACUGAAACCAGCGGUUCUGCUGCUGCUGCUGCUGCACGGCUGCCUCGCUCAACAUGUGUUCUGGAGCAGCCAGAGGGCCUCCCAGGUUUUGGUCCGGAGCCGUCGGGCCAAUCUUGGGUAUUUCGAGGAGCUGAAACCAGGGAGAGAGUGUGUGGAGGAAAUCUGCGACUACGAAGAAGCCAGAGAAGUGUUCGAACAGCCGGAUACAACGGAGUCAUUCUGGUGCAGGUAUCUGGAAUGUGGAGGAGCUUGGACGACUCUGAGAACCAGAGGCAGAAUCAACGUCAUCCGAAAGUGUAUCACCCCAGGUUCUGGGCAUCGGGACUGCCUCACAAAGACGGUAACACGCUGCAACAUGCUGCGAUCAACAAGGAAAAUGGACACAAGGAAGUUAUUAUGAUGAUACUAACAAGUGGCUCCCCGUAUAUUUUAGGAUCCAAUUUAAAAUGUAUUUACUUGUAUUUAAAUCCUUAAAUGGUCUUGCCCCAUCAUACUUGUCCGACUUGCUUCACCCCUACAAUCCGACCCGCUCACUCAGAUCAGCUGAUCAACUGCGCCUGAGUGUUCCUAAAACAAAGCGGAAACUUAAAGGGGAUCGUGCAUUUGCUGUGGCACCUCCUAAAACAUGGAAUGAGCUACCUCUGCCUAUUAGACAGGCUUCUUCUUUGUCUACUUUUAAAUCUCUUCUUAAAACCCACCUUUUUUCAUUGGCCUUUCACAGCAGAGGGUGACAUUGAUGUGCAAUUAUUUUGACUGUGAUACUGUUUUAUGUUUUAAAUGUAGAUGUUGUAAAUGUUUUUAAUUAUUUUACAUUUUUUCUGUACAGCACCUUGUGCAACGUUGGCUG
Messenger RNA from Perca fluviatilis (European perch), 1021 nucleotides. Its product is annotated as vitamin K-dependent protein S-like. NCBI's taxonomy places the organism in Eukaryota, Metazoa, Chordata, Actinopteri, Perciformes, Percidae. Gene Ontology annotation, molecular function: calcium ion binding. Gene Ontology annotation, cellular component: extracellular region. The coding region runs from base 41 to 574 and encodes 177 amino acids. The record is from RefSeq and is a predicted model, not a curated record. The transcript has 6 exons.